Messenger RNA from Momordica charantia (bitter melon), 924 nucleotides. RefSeq names its product inositol diphosphatase DSP3. Lineage: Eukaryota; Viridiplantae; Streptophyta; Magnoliopsida; Cucurbitales; Cucurbitaceae. The record is from RefSeq and is a predicted model, not a curated record. Gene Ontology annotation, molecular function: phosphatase activity. Gene Ontology annotation, cellular component: cytoplasm. Gene Ontology annotation, biological process: protein dephosphorylation.
UCGCCUCCGUUUCCUUUUCCACUCCUCCAUAGAACUCUCUUUCCAUCUGCGCAUGGAAUUGAAUGGAAGAUUUUUCCUAUAAUACAUUAGAUUUUUCAUUCCCACUGAUCCCUAAGUUUUCGUAGAUUUUCCCAUCCUCCCUUCCCCGAUUCUGCAUUUGUUUUUGUUUGAUUGUUUGAUUGUUUCUUUGCUCAUCGAUUCACCAAUCAAUCAAUCAAUCAAUCAAUUCGUCGAUAAUGAGGCUGGAAGUGAAGGACGAUGAUGGCGACGAUGUUCUUGUUCCUCCCUCCAACUUCUCCAUGGUCGAGGACGGCAUUUUCCGAUCUGGGUUCCCCCAGCCCCCCAAUUUCCCCUUCCUCAAGACCCUCAAUCUCCGCUCCAUCAUAUAUUUGUGUCCUGAACCCUACCCAGAGGAGAAUCUGGAGUUUCUUAGAGCUAAUAACAUUAAGCUCUUUCAAUUCAAAAUUGAAGGGAAAAAGGAGCCAUAUGUUUCGAUUCCGAAGGACGAUAUCCUGGAGGCUCUGAAAAUCCUAAUUGAUGUUAGGAAUCACCCCAUUUUGAUCCACUGCAAGCGUGGGAAGCACCGAACCGGGUCACUCGUUGGCUGUCUAAGAAAGUUUCAGAACUGGUGCUUGACUUCGGUGUUUGAGGAGUACCAGAGGUUCGCAGGCAUGAAGUCGAGGACGACGGAUCUACAAUUCAUCGAGACAUUCGACAUUAUGUCUCUGAGGCAAUGUGUGUACAGCGUCAUAUACAAGUACCAAGGAUACAGUUCUAAGAAGAGGAGGCUGCUGUAUAGAGAAGAAAAGUUGCAGAAGCCUCAAACCACAUCAGUUUAGAAGAGACAGAAUCAAUUCAACACAAGAACAGAAAAUCUUCUUCUUGCACAUACCAAGUUCUUGGUAAAUCCAUAAAAAAAAAAAA